This is a messenger RNA of Populus nigra (black poplar), 1145 nucleotides long. RefSeq lists its product as uncharacterized. The coding region runs from base 198 to 881 and encodes 227 amino acids. The record is from RefSeq and is a predicted model, not a curated record. Gene Ontology annotation, biological process: ubiquitin-dependent protein catabolic process. The transcript is spliced from 2 exons. Gene Ontology annotation, molecular function: ubiquitin-like protein conjugating enzyme binding; ubiquitin protein ligase activity. Lineage: Eukaryota; Viridiplantae; Streptophyta; Magnoliopsida; Malpighiales; Salicaceae. Gene Ontology annotation, cellular component: endoplasmic reticulum.
ACGGUUCAAUGAUUUGAUCACGUCUUUUCAAAAUUCGUGACCGUGUGAUCCUUUAGAAUAGAAUCAGUCAAAUACAGUUAUGCCACACCCAAAACAAAUCCCUUUCUUCGCUUACCAGGAAAAAUCUCAGGAAGGUUAGGUAUCGCCCAUCCAGAAUCUUCCAGGCUGUUGAUUUUGAGAGUUUUUGGAUAAAGAGAAUGGAAAGUGGAUUUGCGGAAUCGACAAGUGUGCCCCCAGAAAGGUCGUCUUACUCGAGCAAUAAUGGCAAUGAUGCUGGUGAUUUUGAAUGCAAUAUUUGCUUUGAAUUAGCUCGAGACCCGAUUGUAACUCUUUGUGGUCAUCUCUAUUGUUGGCCUUGUCUGUACCAAUGGUUACACCUCCACUCGCAUUCCCAUGAAUGCCCAGUUUGCAAGGCCAUCAUACAAGAGGAGAAACUGGUUCCUCUUUAUGGUAGAGGGAAUUCACAGUCUGACCCUCGAUCUAAAUCGUAUCCGGGGAUUGAUAUUCCCACUCGCCCAUCUGGACAAAGGCCGGAAACUGCCCCUCCUCCGGAUGCCAAUAAUUCACCCAAUUUUGGGUUCGGGAUGGCGGGAGGAUAUAUGCCAACGGCCGCUAUAAGGAGUGGUAACUUUACUUUUUCAACUGCUUUUGGCGGUCUGUCUCAUUUCCCGUCUUUUUUUAAUGUCCAGUUUCAAGGGUUCCCAGAUGCUACUGUCUAUGGAACAACAUCUGGAUUUCCGUAUGGAUUUCAUGGUUUUCACGGCCACCAUGCACACCGGUUCCCUCCAGCUACUAUUCGAGGGCAGCGGGCCGAUAAUGUUUUGAAAAAUCUCUUCUUUUUUAUCGGUUUUUUGGUGGUAAUCGCCCUGCUCUGGUGGUAAAUCAACGAUUUGCCCUUUGAACUUCAACUGAUAUUUAGUCCUUUCGAAUUGUCUUUGUUGUAUCUGUGCAUAUACGUAAUCUGGGUUAGUUAUACUUAGGUAAAUUCUAUAAUGCUUAAAGUUUUUUUGAAGGAUUCUUACGUUUCCACAAGAACCUGCAGUCAUGGAGCAUGAUUAAUUAUAUAUGGAUGUAGGUUUUCCAACUAUUCUAUGACUUGUUAUCUAAUCUCAAAGGAGGUACUGUUCUUUUUUUUGUUUUUUUAA